AUGAAUUAAAUAUUAAUAUAUAUUAACAAUUGGAUGCAAAAUAUAGAGGAACUUUCCCUACACAUAAAAUAGUUUAUCUUUAGGAUCGUUAGAUUAAAGUAGGUAUUAUUGGUCUUACAACUAAUGAAACUUAUAGUUCUUCAUCUAAGCCACCAUUAGAUAUGGAUAUAUCUGCCGAUUAUGCUAAUAUUAUAAAUAAUUUAAGUCAAAGAUUAAGAAAUACAGAUUAAGUUCAUGUAGUAAUAGUAGUAUCUCAUGUAGGAAUUAUGUGUUUCCCAGAUGACUUUAAAGAAUUCAAAACCUAUAAAGUAAGAACUGAAGAUGACCCUAUUAAUUCAUAAAUAAAGUGUAAUCAAAAAGAAAUUGCGUAAAUAAUUUAAUUAAUUCCUAAAGGAACUGUUGAUGCUUGGGUAGCAGGACAUGUCCAUGAUACAGUACAUAAUUUUAUAAAUGGAAUUCCUAUUAUACAGAAUCCAAAUGGGGGAAAAUUCACUAAUGUAAUAAAAUUAUAAAUAUAAAAAGAUGCUGAUGGAAGUGUAAAAGUAUUAAGAAACAAAACUGAGAUUUGGGGUCCUAUUCCUUUAUGUGAUAAAGUAUUUGAAUAAACUAAUUAAUGCGAAUUUUUACCUAAAGAUGACAAUUUAUAAAUGA
Messenger RNA from Ichthyophthirius multifiliis, 651 nucleotides. RefSeq lists its product as hypothetical. The transcript has a single exon. Lineage: Eukaryota; Ciliophora; Oligohymenophorea; Hymenostomatida. The record is from RefSeq and is a predicted model, not a curated record.